GGCAGCCAUGGGUACCACAUGGUGCUGAGAGCAGUGGGGCAUGGCUGCAGCCCUGCAGGUCCUACCCCGCCUGGCCAGAGCCCCCUUGCGGCCACUCCCUUGGAGGGGCCCAGUGGCCCGGCUGGCCAGCGGCAUGGCCCUGCCAGAGCAGGCGCAGCAACUGUUUGAGAGUGCUGUGGGUGCUGUGCUGCCGGGCCCCAUGCUGCACCGGGUCCUGGCCUUGGACCCUAGUGGCAAGCAGCUGAAGGUGCGAGACCGGAGCUUUCAACUGCGGCACAACCUCUACCUGGUGGGCUUUGGCAAGGCUGUUUUGGGCAUGGCAGCUGCUGCCGAGGAACUGCUGGGCCAGCAUCUUGUGCAGGGUGUGAUCAGCGUUCCCAAAGGGAUCCGUGCUGCUGUGGAGCGUGCUGGCAAGCAGGAGAUGCUGCUGAAGCCUCAUAGCCGUGUCCAGGUUUUUGAGGGUGCUGAGGACAACCUGCCGGACCGUGAUGCACUAAGGGCUGCUUUGGCCAUCCGGCAGCUGGCCGAGGGGCUUACGGCUGACGACCUGCUGCUGGUACUCAUCUCAGGGGGGGGCUCUGCCCUGUUGCCGGCUCCCAUCCCACCAGUCACACUAGAGGAGAAGCAGACGCUCACCAAGCUGUUGGCAGCCCGCGGAGCCACCAUCCAGGAGCUGAACACCAUCCGGAAGGCCCUGUCCCAGCUUAAGGGUGGGGGGCUGGCUCAGGCCGCCUACCCUGCUCAGGUGGUGAGCCUCAUUCUGUCAGAUGUGGUGGGAGACCCCAUAGAGGUGAUUGCCAGUGGCCCCACAGUGGCUAGUGCCCACAACGUGCAAGAUUGCCUGCACAUUCUCAAUCGCUAUGGCCUCCGAGCUGCCUUACCACGUUCUGUGAAGACUGUGCUGGCUCGGGCUGACUCUGACCCCCAUGGGCCACGUACCUGCGGUCAUGUCCUCAAUGUGAUCAUUGGCUCCAACGUGCUGGUGCUGGCUGAGGCCCAGCGGCAGGCCGAGCUGUUAGGCUAUAGGGCUGUAGUACUGAGUGCAGCCAUGCAGGGUGACGUGAAAAGCGUGGCCCAGUUCUAUGGGCUGCUGGCCCGAGUGGCUGGAGCCCGCCUCACCCCACCUGGGGCUGCAGCUUCUGAAGAGGAGGAUACAGAACUGCAUAGGUUGGCAGCUGAACUCCAGCUCCCGGCCCUGCAGCUGGAGGAGGCUCUGGAGGCGGUGGCAGGGGCUCAGGGGCCUGUCUGCCUGCUGGCUGGUGGUGAGCCCACAGUGCAGCUGCAGGGCUCAGGCAAAGGUGGCCGGAACCAGGAGCUGGCCCUGCGUGUUGGAGCAGAGCUAGGACGGCAGCCACUCGGGCCUAUUGAUGUGUUCUUUUUGAGCGGUGGUACUGAUGGGCAGGAUGGACCCACAGAGGCUGCUGGGGCCUGGGUCACAUCUGAGCUUGCCAACCAGGCUGCUGCCGAGGGGCUGGAUGUGGCCGCUUUCCUAGCCCACAAUGAUUCACAUAGCUUCUUCUGCCGCCUCCAGGGUGGGGCACACCUGCUAUUUACAGGGCUGACCGGCACCAAUGUCAUGGAUGCCCACCUCUUGUUCCUGCGGCCACAAUGAUGGCAUGGGUCACACUUUGGAAGCCCAGAGGAGGCCUGCAAGGGCAGCAUCCUGGGAACACCAAGGGUGAUUCCCAAGGCCUUACCAGGCUAAGGCCCCUCUUUGCCUUGGCCCUGGCUGUUUGAUUGGCCCUCACAUCUCCUACCCAGGGCUUCU
Molecule: messenger RNA, 1768 nt
Organism: Orycteropus afer afer
Lineage: Eukaryota; Metazoa; Chordata; Mammalia; Tubulidentata; Orycteropodidae
Gene: GLYCTK
Product: glycerate kinase
Biological process (GO): protein phosphorylation
Cellular component (GO): cytoplasm
Molecular function (GO): glycerate kinase activity
Source: RefSeq, a predicted model, not a curated record